Molecule: messenger RNA, 5327 nt
Organism: Oryzias melastigma (Indian medaka)
Lineage: Eukaryota; Metazoa; Chordata; Actinopteri; Beloniformes; Adrianichthyidae
Gene: dgkg
Product: diacylglycerol kinase beta
Exons: 26
Coding region: 605-3208 (867 amino acids)
Biological process (GO): intracellular signal transduction; lipid phosphorylation; diacylglycerol metabolic process
Cellular component (GO): plasma membrane
Molecular function (GO): calcium ion binding; ATP-dependent diacylglycerol kinase activity
Source: RefSeq, a predicted model, not a curated record
ACGCGCUCCCCUGAGCGUCUGCGGCUCCCGCCGCGCCUCGCGCCUGCUGUCCACGCGUCCAGGCUCAACUUUUGGUCUCUCCUCGUUUGUGAGCCGAGGCGGACGGGGACAGCCCCUCCCUUUAAGCUGAGAGGGACCCGGACUCGAUCCCGUGUUGUGCUCAGCUGUGUCUGAUGAUCCAGAGAGGACCUCCACCUGAUGGAGACCUCCUCAGUCUGUGCAUGCGCCUCUGACGCACGGACUGCAGGUCUUCAGAGCUGGGGAGGCUGGUCUGUUCAGAGCUUCAGCUCCAGCUGGUCAAAGGAUUUCUGCUCAGAAACUUGCUUCCACCUGAUGACGGUUUCACAUCCCUCGUGCUGCAGGACAACAGGCUGACUGCAAGCAAAACCUUUCUGUGUUCCGUCUCACCAUAAACAGCAAAUUAAAAUUCAUCUCUUGGAACUGUAUCCCUCCUGGUGAGAUCACAGGGUGAUGUGGAGGAGAGGAUGACAUCCAGAAACCACUGCUCCUCUGACUUCCUACACAACUCCACUGGAGGAUAAUUUUCAGCUUCAGAAGAUUCAUAUUUGGAAUCGACCAGGUUGGCCCCCUGGCCUUUGGCAGGAUGGGGGAUGAUAGUUGGGUGUGUCUGAGUCCAGCUGAGUUCAAUCAGCUGCAGCAGUACAGCGAGUACUCCACGAAGAAGCUGAAGGACGUUCUGGAGGAGUUCCGUGGUGACGGGGUUCUUUCCAAAUACAACCCAGAACAGAAGCAGGACGUUCUGAACCAACCAAUUGACUAUGUGGGUUUCAAGCUCUUCAUGGUUACUUACCUGGAAAACGACAUCCCAGAAGAGCUGUGCCACCAUCUCUUCACCUCAUUUCAAAGCAAGACAGGAGCUUGUUCUCCAGAGCAACCUCCGGCAGGAAUAAACGGGAAGAGCGUCCUGUCUGCAAUGAACCGACACCCCCCCGAAAACUCCACGCUGAAGAGCACUAUGGGAUCAGGCUCCACCCCCUCCCUCUGUUCAUCUCGCUCGUCCUCCCAGCGCUCAGUGACGGGGGGGCACACCCCGGCAGGGCCCCGCCUCUCUCCAUGCUCUCAGGCCAAAAAGCUGGGGGGCAGCAGCAACAAGCUGACCCCCAGCUGUGCAAAGACCCCCACCACCCCGAAACUCUCUCCAGAAACAAGCCGCAGUGAGAAGUCUCUGUGCAGGAGCCCCUCGCCCCAGGGCCCCCAGACUCCCCCCCAGGUGGUCCUUCUCAAAGACAUCGUCUGCUACCUUUCACUGCUGGAGAGGGGGACACCGGAGGACAAGCUAGAAUUCAUGUUCCGGCUCUACGACACAGACGGGAACGGCCUUCUGGACAGCUCGGAGCUGGAUCGCAUCAUCAAUCAGAUGGUCCAUGUGGCCGAGUACCUGGACUGGGAUUCAACAGAGCUGCGACCGAUCCUGAAGGAAAUGAUGGAGGAGAUUGACUUCGACCACGACGGAACCGUCACACUGGAGGAGUGGAUUCGGGGGGGCCUCACCACCAUCCCUUUACUGGUCCUGCUGGGCAUGGAGACGAACGUGCAGGAGGACGGCCAGCAUGUUUGGCGCCUGAAGCACUUCAACAAACCGGCCUACUGUAACUUCUGCCACACUGUGCUGCUGGGAGUCCGCAAGCAGGGCCUCUGCUGCUCCUUAUGCAAGUACACAGUGCAUGAGCGCUGCGUGUCCAAAGACAUCGCUCCCUGCAUCAGCACCUACGCCAAGUCCCGCAGACACACCAAUGUCAUGCUGCACGUGUGGAUGGAGGGAAACUGCCCCUCCAAGUGCGACCGCUGUCACAGGAGCAUCAAAUGCUACCAGGGGCUGACGGGCCUGCACUGCGUCUGGUGUCAGAUCACACUGCACAACAAGUGUGCGUCCCAUGUGAAGCCCGAGUGUGACGGAGGCGUCCUGCGGGACCACACUCUGCUGCCCUCCUACAUCUGCCCCGUCGUGCUGGAACGCCAUCAUGCUCUGAAGCUGGGUGACGGAGACCUGCCGUCCUGCAACAGCCCUGACGACUCCGGUCAGAUUUUCAAGUUCUCCCCGGGUGAUGGUCAGGCUCUGCAGAUCACCCCCCUCCCAGGAACACACCCCCUGUUGGUCCUGGUUAACCCAAAGAGUGGAGGAAGGCAGGGAGAAAGAGUCUUGAGAAAAUUCCGGUACCUGUUGAACCCGAGGCAGGUGUACAGUUUGGAACAAGGAGGGCCAAUGGUCGGGCUCAACUUUUUCCACGACGUUCCUGAUUUCAGGGUCCUAGCAUGUGGAGGGGACGGCACUGUGGGCUGGAUCCUGGAUUGCAUCGAAAAGGCCAGCUUUAGCAAACACCCUCCAGUGGCCAUCCUCCCUCUGGGCACAGGGAACGACCUGGCACGCUGCUUACGGUGGGGAGGAGGGUACGAGGGCGGCAGCCUGCUAAAGGUUCUGCGGGACAUUGAGCACAGUGAAGAGGUGGUGCUGGACCGCUGGCACAUCGACAUCGUCCCCUGUGACAAGUUGGAGAAUGGUGACCCCGUCCCCUACAACAUCGUUAACAACUACUUCUCCAUUGGAGUGGACGCCUCCAUCGCCCACCGCUUCCAUCUGAUGCGGGAAAAACACCCCGAAAAAUUCAACAGCAGAAUGAAGAACAAGCUUUGGUACUUUGAGUUCGGCACCACAGAGACCAUAUCUGCCACCUGCAAAAAGCUGAACGAGUGCAUAGAAGUGGAGUGCGACGGCAUGAUUCUGGACCUCAGCAACAUGUCCCUGGAGGGCAUCGCCGUUCUUAACAUUCCCAGCAUGCAUGGCGGCUCCAAUCUGUGGGGUGAGACAAAGAAAAGGAGGAACUACAGCCGCAUGAGCAAGAAGGUCACGGACAAAAUACCCUCCAUCACUGUCACGGAUGCUAAAGUGCUGAAGUUCUGCAUGCAGGACUUCAGUGACCAGCUGCUGGAGGUGGUUGGCCUUGAAGGAGCCAUAGAGAUGGGGCAGAUCUACACCGGACUGAAGAGCGCCGGCCGAAGACUGGCUCAGUGUGCCAGCGUCACCAUCAGGACCUCCAGGCGGUUGCCCAUGCAGAUUGAUGGUGAGCCCUGGAUGCAGCCCCCGUGCUCGGUCAGGAUCACUCACAAGAACCAGGUCCCCAUGUUACUGGGACCCCCCCAGAAGACCCCCUUCUUCUUCUUCAAAAAGCGAAACCGCAGCUGUGACUAGGACUUGUUUACAGAAAUACAGGAAUGCACGCAAACAUGUUCAUGUGCAAACACACCUGAGCUGCUGCUGGUGGAGCAGCUCCUUCAGAUGAGGCGGUUCCUCCUCAUCACUUACUACAGAACCCCAAACUUUAUUUGCCUCCUGCAAAGUUAUCUACAUCGCCCCCACCCUCCUACCCCACCCCUCAGCACACAUACACACAGGAAGAGGCAGGGCAGUUUCAUGAUGGAGUUGAAUGGAGGCUUGUGUGGAGAGCCAGCUGAGCUCCUGCUUCAAACACCUGAAUGAAUUAUGAAACAGCGCUCACUCGCAGGCGCCCCAACAGGCUCACAACACGCAACAGACGGCACGUCUCAUCCAUUAUUGACCUGUUCUGUUAGCAGGGCUGAUAGUGGGGGGAGGGGUCAACACAAAUACAUUUUAGCCCCAUUGGCCGGUGGACGGAGCUGGCUGGAGGUUCAGUUCAGUCUUCUCUCUUUCAACACUAAAGAUCCAGAUGAACUAUGGUCCUUGGUGGUUGUGGUGCAUAACAGCUGCAGUAAGCACUGGUGCAUAGAAGCUAUGAAGCAGUUUCUGUUAUAGUAUGUAGCACUUGCAGUACAUAGCUGUUGUGGUAUGUAAGUGAUGCAGUGUGUAGCGGUGGCAGUAUGGAACUGCGGCAUGUAACUGUUAUGGUAUUCAGCGGUUGCCGGAUCCUGUGAUUGUAGCAUGCAGCGGUUGUGACAAGUAACUUUUGAGGUAUGCAGGUAUUGUAGAAUUCAGUAGUCAUGGUAUGCAGUGGUGGCGGUAUGCAGCGGUUGCGGUAUGCUGUAGUCGCUGUAUACAGUUAUCGCGGUAUGCAGUAGUCAUGGUAUGCAGUGGUGACGGUUUGCAGUGGUGGCAGUAUGCAGUUGUUACGAUAUACAGCAGUCGCGGUAUGCAGAGGUCACGGUAUGAAGUAGUCGCGGUAUGAAGUAGUCGCGGUAUGGAGUGGUUUUGGUAUACAGUAGUCGCGUAUGCAGCAGUCGCAGCAUGCAAUGUUUGCAGUAUGCAGUGUUUGCAGUAUGCAGUGGUUGUAGAAUGCUGCUGUCGCGGUAUCCAGAGUUCGCGGCAUGCAGUGGUCACGGUAUGCAGCGGUCAUGGUAUCCAGCAGUUGCAGUAUGCAGUGGUUGUAGUAUGCAGCGGUUGCGGUAUGCAGCGGUCGUGGUAUGCAGCGGUUGCAAUUCCAACACUGAGGUACGUUCUAGACACACAUCACUAUUGCAUUUGUCAGCUUGGUCAUGUUGUAGAUAGCUUCCGUCUCUAAAUUUGGCCCUUUUAUCAAAAAUUGUGGGUUUCAAAUACAAAACCCAUAAUUAUUUUAGAAAAUAUACAUACUUCAUACAUACUAUUUACAUACAUUUCACUAAGAUAAAAUGAUCGAUAUAAAAUACAUUUCUUUUUACUUCUAUGAGGAAAAAUUGGUCCAAAAAAAAAUUAAUAAAGUCCUUCUGUGUCUGGCAAAUUUUACUUUUGACAUUUUAUUUAAAAUUGGAAAUGGAUGAUCUCUGGGCUCAUGCCGUUAGAAUUCUCUCUCUCUCAAAGGCUUCCUUUAGGCUUAAUCUGCUGUAAAUGGACCUGGUUCAGAUAAACAGCUGAUUGUGAUUAAAGGCACUUGGUUGGAAUAAACUGUACCAGGUUCAGAUAACCGCCACUUGGUUCAGAUAAUUAUGUCUUCAUGGCUUCUAGUCUUCUAAAUGUUUCACAAGAGACUCUCAUCUUCUAGUCUGAAUGAAAACCAACCUGGAAUGAGUCCAUUUACACUUCUUAUCAACCUGUCCCGUGUUUCUGGGCCUUUACAUCCAGAUGAUGUUCGUGUCAAUGCAGGGGGGUAAAAUGGAUUUUUAUUAAUCCUGAAAGAACCAGAUUCCUUCAUCUUUGUUAGGACUGUGACUUCCAGCAUCCCUCAUUGAGUCCUGCUGCUGUGGAGCUCUCACAAGCAUUCACCAAACUGAACAGGAGACAGAGAGUAGACAAAAAUGUUCAUUAAGACUGUGUCCGUAGUGAUCCAUACUGAUGUUCCCAGACUGUGUAUACUCUGAAUCAUGUGCAAUCGUGUAUAUUUCUGAAAGUUGUAGAUCACAUAAACUGUUCACACGAC